AUGCAACCAAAGAAUUUUGAUGGUUCUGUGGAGAGUAAAUUUCAAAACUUUAUUGCUAAGUUGGGUGUGGUGGUAGAAGAUCAAAGGAGGGAGGAUAAGGGAAAAUUGGAAGGUUUGAAAAUUCUGGCAGAAGAAUCUAAUGAGGGAGGGGGGGGUGGCAGUAUGAUUGAGAGGAGGAGGCUUUGUCAAUUAAUUAGAAAGGAGAAGGCUGAUAUAAUGUUAUUUCAAGAAACAAAGUUAAAGGAGGUAUCGACUUCUACCGUUAGAAGUUUAUGGGGUAACGAGGAUCAUGACUUUUCUUUCAUGGGAGCUGAAGGUUUAUUAGGAGGGAUGUUAACGGUUUGGAAUAGCAAGACGGUUACGACUCUUUUCUCUUUUUGCGGCAAAGGUUUUCUCGGCAACAAAGUCUAUUGGAAAGGAGGUAAUUAUUACAUUGUUAAUGUUUAUUCGCCUUGCUCUUUAUGUGAUAAGCGAGAUGUGUGGACUCAAUUAUUGCAUUUGAAACAAAAUUACAUAGACGUAGAGUGGAUUAUUGAUGGAGAUUUUAAUGCCGUUAAAACAAGGAGCGAGAGAGUAGGAAGAGGCGUUGGUAGGAGUAAUGUAGAGUGGAGGGAAUUCUUAAAGUUUAUUGAGGAGAGUGGUUUGGUGGAUGUUCCUUGUAAAGGGAAGAAGUUUAGUUGGUUUUGUGGGGAUGGCAAAUCGAAGAGUAGACUUGAUAGAUUUCUUGUGGAGGAUUCCUUGGUGUCGUCUUUGGGGAUUGUGGGGCAAUUGAUCGGUCGUUGGGAUAUCUCUGACCAUUGUCCGAGGGGAUUGGAAGUGUUUGGAAGAGGGGAUUUUGUUCUUAAAGAGAAGCUUAGACUUAUUAAAGAUAAGUUACGGUGGUGGAAUUUGAAUGUUUUUGGCAAAUUUGAGUUGGCGGUGGAGGAAGGGGUGAAUAUUUUGAAUGCGGCGGAUGAUAGUGAGCGUUGGGAAGAGGAGGAAAUUGAGAUAAAAAAGAAGGCGAGUAAGAAUAUUUGGUUGAAUUUAAAAAUAAAGGAGAACAUGUUAAUUCAAAAAGGCUAG
Messenger RNA from Vicia villosa (hairy vetch), 1062 nucleotides. RefSeq lists its product as uncharacterized. Gene Ontology annotation, cellular component: nucleus. Gene Ontology annotation, molecular function: double-stranded DNA 3'-5' DNA exonuclease activity; phosphoric diester hydrolase activity; DNA-(apurinic or apyrimidinic site) endonuclease activity. Gene Ontology annotation, biological process: base-excision repair. The record is from RefSeq and is a predicted model, not a curated record. NCBI's taxonomy places the organism in Eukaryota, Viridiplantae, Streptophyta, Magnoliopsida, Fabales, Fabaceae. The transcript has 3 exons. Bases 1 to 1062 code for a protein of 353 amino acids.